Messenger RNA from Sander lucioperca (pikeperch), 1702 nucleotides. RefSeq lists its product as uncharacterized. The coding region runs from base 592 to 1338 and encodes 248 amino acids. The record is from RefSeq and is a predicted model, not a curated record. Gene Ontology annotation, biological process: protein localization to plasma membrane. The transcript is spliced from 7 exons. NCBI's taxonomy places the organism in Eukaryota, Metazoa, Chordata, Actinopteri, Perciformes, Percidae.
AAAAAAUGUAAGCACAUAAGACUAUGUUCCCUGGUUGUUUUUCUCUCCAUAACAACACUUAAGACAAUACAGCAGUUGUGAAGGGCCAAUUCAGAUUAUUUACUUAAAGCGACAGUUCACUCCGAAAUUAAAUAUACAUAUUUCUCCUCUUACCUGUAGUGCUAUUCAUCAGUCUAGAUUGUUUUGGUGUGAGUUGCCAUUGUCGAGCAGUUGUUUGGAUUAGAACAAACAAUGUGAUAGCAUCAAGAAGGCCAACCCCAUGUUUCUCAACAUUUUUUUCUGACAGGGCAAGGUGGUGCUCCAAAGGUGUGGCAGAGAAAGAGACACUCUCCCAUAAAAGCAGGGCUGCACUCUGGAUGGUGGAAGACUAUUGCUAACUGCAACAGUGCAAUUGUGUGGUGGAAGAACCUGAACUACACUUACAUCAUAAAGGGUUAGGACUUUUUGUUCUAGUACUAAUCUUGCUCUGCAGGUAUAAGGCUGGCUUUGUGAGGAACCCCUGAACAGAUCUACCAUUAAGUGUUUCGAAGACACCUGGACUUAAGGAAUCCCUGUUUUAAUUUGUUACUUUGUCUUCUUCACCAACAAGACAUGGUGCUUUGGAUUAUCUUCCCCAUCGCCCUCUCCCUGGUGUCCUUCAUUGGAACAUGGACUGUAUAUGGCCUGGCUUUCACCAACAAUCAUGUGUGCUCUCUCAGUGACUGGGGGAGUGACAACUACUGCAAAGGGAAUCAGUCCACUGGAUGUUGCCUUGUUCCCACUAUAAGCUCAAGUGGAACUAGUGCACCAGAAAAUUCACUUUUUACAGCCACAAUCAAUGCGGGAUCCUUUCUGUUUCUGCUGUUCAGUAUAUUCCACCAUGCCCACAUUAUGGAGAGACACACAUGUCAUUCCAUGCUGAGCAGGUUUGCACUGGUAUUUGGUGUGGUGGCAGCCUUGGGGGCAUUCACAGCUGGAAACUGUAAUCCAGGUUACCUGGCACUCCUUCACUACCUCGGAGCUGCCAUCAGUUUCAUGUGCAUCUGCUUCUACACUGUCCUGCUCACUGCGCUGACUGGGAAGUGUUUGCUGACAGGAUAUGAGAAGAUUCUCUACCCGUUACGCAUCGCCUCCACUGUGGUUCAAACAAUUGUCACCAUCUGCUAUACUGUUUUGUUCGCCCAGGACGAGUACUUUUACAUUCACUUGUCGGCUAUAUUUGAGUGGAUGCUCAGCAUUAACCUGGAGCUCUUUGAGCUCAGCUUCGCCGUGGAAUUUUGCUUCUUCUCAUCCUUCAUGCUUUCAAAUCUGUUGAGCAAACGUGAGGAAGAAAAGCCUUUAAUGAUGACGAUGUCCUGAUAUGAGGCCACUAGGGUCCAGCUGAAGCACAUAAGCAGUGAGGAUGGACUGAGUAAGACAUCUGUUAAGACAUCUGUGGUUAGACUGGAGAUGGAGGACCAAGUUUUUUUUUCCAUCACUCUGCUGGGAUGGUUUUAUAGCCAUUUGUGGAUUAUGAGCACUUUUAUUCCACCCUCUUGAUACUGCUGCCUAAAAUUAUGAUUUUCUUUACUAGGCAUUUCUCUUCCCCAUUCCUUACUGUAUUUCUUAUUCAUUAUUUAUUGAAACAAACUUCUUCUUGUACAGCAAAUGAACAAAACGUAUCAGCCAUAGCAUAAGCUUAUGCUUUGACAACAGAACAAUUAACCUGAUGUUUCAUAUUAUA